UGUGAUUAUAGAAUAUCCACCUGUGAACUUUUUAAAAUCUAUUCACAAAAAGUUUAAACAAUCAAGUGCGGACAAUCUCUAGAUUAUGAUAAAUAAUAAUUUUAAUUAAAGUUAUCCUUUUUUAUUUGAACUCUCAAAGUGUACGCUUUAAAGCAUCAUUUCUGUCAGUACAUAUAUGAUUUUGAAAUUAGACAUUAUUUAUAUUUUUGGAUAAGUUCAGUGACAAAAUAGUUAUACGAGAAAGUAGUACUAAAUAUAGAGUCGUUUGAUUUUUGUGCUCCUUCUUCUUCUGAGCCUCUGACUAGUUUUUGAUGCAGUUGGACUGAAUGAAUUGGUGAGUAUUUUGCGUCCACGUUAUUUAUUCACUCUGUUGAUUCCGUUCUUGCAGAAAAAAAAAUAUUCUAAGCUUUGAAGUUUUUGGGUUUUCACAAAGAUUUUAUAGUACAAAUAAUGUUUUUGUUGUUUUGAUAAAGACUAAUGUGUGUUUUGCUUAUCGGUUCAUCGAAUAAAUCAACUUUUUUUUUUUAAAUCCCCUCUUAAUUAUCAUGAUAACUUCUAGUUUUGUUUUCGAUUAUUUUUAACUGGGUUUUUGAGUUGGAAAAGAAUUCAACUUCUGAGACUUUUUAUGUUUAAAAGUUGCACCAUGUCAUUUUACUGUCAAGAAUAUUGUUGGUUGGCGUAAUGUAAUUUUUUCCAAAAAGGGAAAUGAUUUUUGGUUCCAAUAGAUUCUGUGCUUGAAGACACACUAUUUAUGCUGUGCAAGUGCAAUCUUUUCUGAAAGGUAAGUUGAAUUUUUCCAAAUAUUCUCUUAGUUUAUGGUUUUGGUUGUUCCCUGGGAUUAAAUAUGGAAAUUACAAUAUUUAAGCAUGUUAUUUUUAUUUAUAUCAUAUUUAUGCAGAUUUGGAGAAAUGUCCAUUUCUAGCUCUGCUCUGUUCUCAUAAUCUUUACAGCUUUUCUAUUGUUGUAUUGGAUUAUAUUUAUUUUAAUUUAUUAUAUUUUCCUUUUAUGGAUGCAAAGAAAAAGGAGGAAAAAUCUUCUGACAGAAGAGAAAGAAACCUCAAAAUCUUUGGUUCACUGAAUCUUUGACCUAGUGCUGUUAGAUUUUUAGUAUUUCUUCACAAAUAUUAGGGUUUAGAUUCUGUAUUUUAGUCGUAUUUCUGUCCGUACGGCACUGGUAGAUUGAGAGCAUUUAUUUUCUUUUAUUCGCUCCAUUGAAGGGUAAUGUUCUAUAUAUCACAUGUUUUCUCUUGGUUUAUGUUUUUAUUUUCUUGGUUAUGAAUUUCCCGUGUUUUUGGGCAUUUUUUCUGAGAGUUGAACUUUGCAAUAUGUAUAUUCUUUGGCAGUGAAUAGAUUGAUGAUGGAUUUUUCUGUGUCCACAACCGCUGUUUACAAUAGAAUCCAGAAACUAGAACCCGAAAAUGCUACGAAGAUUAUUGGCUUUCUUCUUUUACAAGACCAUGGCGAGCAGGACAUGGCUCGGUUGGCUAUGGCUCCGGAACACUUGAUUCACCAAGUGAUACUGACAGCCAAGGCUGAACUUCAGCAGUUGGCUACCAAAUCAGUGUCAUCCCCACUUUCACCUUCCUUUAACCGGACAACAGGUGCUUUCGCACCUUAUUCGCCUAUUUCGUCAAGGCAUUUCUCAUCUCCGGCAGCCUUUCAAGUCCCAACUUCAUUUUGGGAUCGGCAACUAAUUGAUAGGCACAGCUCGGAUUUUAUGCCAUUGGGUUACCCUGACUCUAUUACUGUGCUGCAAAACCAGGCUCAGUUUUUUAGUUUGGAGGAUCAAAUGGAAUCAGUUAAUUCUGAGAUUUCAGGAUUCUCUAACGAUUACUUUUACAGGGAUGCUGAAAUGUGCAGCUUAAGUGCUAGAAAUGGUAGAAGGAUUUCAAACCUCGGUGAUUUUCAAGUUAAGAUAUGUCACUAUUUCAAUAAGGGCUUUUGUAAGCAUGGAAGUAGCUGUAGGUAUUACCAUGGACAAUUGAUUUCUGAUAGCUUCUAUGGAAAUGAUGGCCUUAAUGAUGAUCAUGUUUUGUCACCGGGGUCUCGUGAGAAGUUGGAGUGGGAAAUCACCGAGCUUCUUCGAUCAAGAAGAGGGAUUCCUAUUUCAAUUGCUUCUCUGCCAAUGAUGUAUUAUGAGAGAUAUGGAAAAUCUCUUCAGGCAGAAGGCUACCUAACUGAAAGCCAGAGACAUGGCAAGGCUGGUUACAGUUUGACAAAGCUUCUCGCUCGACUUGGAAACAGUAUUCGGCUGAUUGACAGGCCUCAUGGGCAGCAUGCUGUAAUUUUGUCGGAAGACUCUGCAAAAUACAUGGAAAAUCGGAAUGAGAAAGGUGAUCCUGGUCCUAUUGUUAGCGGUUCGCGACAAAUUUAUCUAACGUUUCCAUCCGAGAGCACUUUCAGUGAAGAUGAAGUCUCAAACUACUUCAACACUUUUGGUCCUGUUGAAGAUGUAAGAAUUCCAUGCCAACAGAAAAGGAUGUUCGGGUUUGUAACCUUUGUCCAUGCCGAUACUGCGAAAACAAUUUUGGUAAAGGGAAAUCCGCAUUAUGUUUGUGGGGCUCGUGUUCUCGUGAAGCCUUACAGGGAAAAAUCAAAGCUUGUUGAUAGAAAGUACCAAGAGAGAAUGGAACCUACAGCAUAUUAUUCUCCGCACUAUACAGACAUGGAAUCCGAGUUUUAUUCGAUGUCAAGAAGCUGUGAUAACUCUAGAUUGUUAAGGAAGAAGCUUUUGGAGGAACAAGAAUAUGCACUUGAAAUAGAGAGGAGGCUGGCAGAGCUGCGUUUUGUGCAAAAGCCUGUGGCCAGUCAGCCGCAAUCUAGUUACUUCAUGGAUGGGCUAAAAGUAUCAGAAGAAUGUUUCAAUAAUCUGUUGUAUGCUCUAAACAGUGGGUCUACAAGUGAUGAUAAACCCAAGCACACAGAAACCAAUUACACUGACCAUGAUAGGGGGUGUCGUUGCUUCAUUUUCCCUUUCAUUGUGGCAGUCAAGGACUUAAUCUCCCGGAUAGCCCGUUUGCAACACGAUAGCUAGUGGCAUUUCAACACUCAUAUAGUUUCAGCAACGCAAAGAUUAUAGAGUUAGGUAACAGUUCAAAUGCAACAUAUUUGGUUUGACAACAUAACCUUCUUUCGUUUUCUUUGGCUUCAUCAACUUUUUGGCAAAGUUUCCUGCAAGUACAUACUGCCUACAGAAGAAACAUUAGAUGACAUUCCUCCCUAUCACGCACGGGUUGACGGACAUAGUAAAGAAGAAUUCGUGGAUACGUAGAAGUAUAUGCAAGAAAGAUUUACAGUUUCUUAGUGUUAAGUCACAGAAAUAAGGCAUGAAAGUGUCUGAUGUAAUAUUUUAGUCUUUUAGUUGAACAAAGGAUCUUAAGAAUAUUUCACGGUUUCAGAAGGUUUUAAAUUUAUUAAAAUCUGUGUCACAUUAAGCAAAGAUGAAAUUGCCUUGAACUAUAUGUUAGGUAGAAAAUAUACCAAUUCUAUAAUUUCAAUCAAAGUGGGUAGUU
Messenger RNA from Malus domestica (apple), 3512 nucleotides. Its product is annotated as zinc finger CCCH domain-containing protein 18-like. Lineage: Eukaryota; Viridiplantae; Streptophyta; Magnoliopsida; Rosales; Rosaceae. The record is from RefSeq and is a predicted model, not a curated record. Gene Ontology annotation, molecular function: metal ion binding; RNA binding.